AUGCUUUUCGAGAUGGAUGAUCACUCGUCGCCUGUGAUUCUUCUAGCUGCCCUAGCCGGGAUCGAGAUUGCGAGCGCCGAUCUAGGGUUCGGAACCCAUUACUGGAACGUCGACCCCGUCUCCGGCGAGAAACUCAUCAAGCUGUUCUACGCCGUCCAGCAGAUCUACAUCCUCAUCCAGGUCUUUGCGAAGAUCUCGAUCCUUCUCUUCUUCUCGCGCAUCUUCCCGGCGAAAUGGUUCCAACUCACGGUCCGGUACUUUAUCAUGUUUCUGCUACUGCACGGCCUGAUCUUUUUGCUCACUAUCGUCUUUCAAUGCACGCCAAUUUCUUCCAUAUGGGACAGAAGCAACUCGAACCGUAAAUGCUUGGAUGUCACAGCCAUUGGGUACGCGGGGGCGGUAUUCAGCAUCGUUGAGGAUCUCGUAAUUUUGGUUCUACCGAUACCCGAGCUGUACAAGCUUCAGCUCAAUAUCCGCAAGAAAAUUGCGUUAGGCUUAAUGUUCAGUCUGGGCUCUUUUGCAUGCAUCACGACCAUGGUUAGACUCAAAUAUCUCGUCAUGUUUUCCAGCACAUUUGAUACCACUUGGGACAAUGUCGACAUCGUCAUUUGGUCCAUCAUUGAAGAAUUCUGCGCCAUUCUUUGCGCGAGUCUCCCGGCACUCCGGCCGUUGUUACAGAAGGUGCCGCGACUCUUCACCACGAACAGGGCUACUACGAAGACCAUCAGCACUUCGCCCUCAAAGCGAUCCAUCUUGCACCACAACAAAGACAAGUUCCACGAAAUUCCCGAAACACCGAUGGGGCCGGAGCUUCCGUCAACGCCCAUUGCCAUCGAAGACGAAAUGGCCGCACAGGCCGACGGGAAGCGCCCAUUCCUAAUAACGAGGGGGAACGAAGUGGACGUACGGGCUGACGUGGAACUACAAAACGUAAAAUGUGUGAAGAAAAAGUGGCAGAAGAACGUGAAUGGCAGGAUAUAA
Molecule: messenger RNA, 981 nt
Organism: Colletotrichum chrysophilum
Lineage: Eukaryota; Fungi; Ascomycota; Sordariomycetes; Glomerellales; Glomerellaceae
Exons: 3
Coding region: 1-981 (326 amino acids)
Source: RefSeq, a predicted model, not a curated record